Messenger RNA from Magnolia sinica, 1457 nucleotides. Its product is annotated as serine/threonine-protein phosphatase PP-X isozyme 2. Gene Ontology annotation, molecular function: protein serine/threonine phosphatase activity. Lineage: Eukaryota; Viridiplantae; Streptophyta; Magnoliopsida; Magnoliales; Magnoliaceae. The transcript has 8 exons. The coding region runs from base 81 to 1001 and encodes 306 amino acids. The record is from RefSeq and is a predicted model, not a curated record. Gene Ontology annotation, biological process: peptidyl-serine dephosphorylation; double-strand break repair via homologous recombination. Gene Ontology annotation, cellular component: cytoplasm; nucleus.
AGAUUGUGCGGCGCUCCACUCAAAAUCUCUGUGGUAUCUGAGAGAGAGAGAGAGAGAGAGAGGGAGAGAGAGAGAUAGAGAUGGCGUCAGAUCUGGACCGGCAGAUAGAGCAGCUGAAGCGAUGCGAGCCGUUGAAAGAGUCAGAGGUGAAGGCUCUCUGCCUCAAAGCCAUGGAAAUCCUCGUCGAGGAAUCCAACGUCCAAAGGGUUGACGCCCCCGUCACGAUAUGUGGCGACAUCCAUGGACAGUUUUAUGACAUGAAAGAGCUAUUCAAAGUGGGAGGUGAUUGCCCAAAGACGAAUUAUUUGUUUCUAGGAGAUUUUGUUGACAGGGGCUUCUAUUCUGUCGAAACAUUUCUGCUUCUACUAGCUCUUAAGGUGAGGUAUCCAGAUCGGAUAACUCUCAUACGUGGGAAUCAUGAGAGUCGGCAGAUUACACAGGUAUAUGGAUUCUAUGACGAGUGCCUUCGUAAAUACGGCUCUGUAAACGUGUGGAGAUAUUGCACGGAUAUAUUUGAUUACUUGAGUCUUUCAGCACUCAUUGAAAACCGAGUUUUUAGUGUCCAUGGUGGUCUCUCUCCUGCCAUCACUACAUUAGAUCAGAUUCGAACCAUCGACCGGAAGCAAGAAGUACCUCAUGACGGUGCUAUGUGUGACCUUCUAUGGUCAGAUCCUGAGGACAUAGUCGAUGGUUGGGGUUUAAGUCCUCGAGGGGCUGGCUUCCUGUUUGGGGGGAACGUGGUCAGUUCUUUUAACCACUCAAAUAGCAUUGAUUACAUUUGCCGGGCACAUCAAUUGGUGAUGGAGGGAUAUAAGUGGAUGUUCAACAACCAGAUUGUAACAGUCUGGUCAGCUCCAAAUUACUGUUACAGAUGUGGUAAUGUGGCUGCGAUUCUCGAGCUGGACGAGAAUCUGAACAAGCAGUUCCGCGUCUUUGAAGCAGCCCCACAUGAAUCUAGAGGGGUUCCCUCCAAAAAACCCGCACCAGACUACUUCCUCUGAUACUACGCCAAAUCAGAGAAGAAACUGCGCUCCUCUCCUUAAUUGAAGACCUCCCACGAGGUCUUCAGAAAUUGCUCGCUUGAUUGCCAAAAGGUAUUCUUACGGUGGGCUGGUGCUAUGCAAGAACAGCUCCUCGGAUGGUAUGUCGGAGUGUCACAGAUCUUUUCAGGUCAUACGUCAGUUUGCAUUGGCAGGUUUUUUUAAUGCUUUUUUCUUUUCUUUUCUUUUUCUUUUUUGCCUUUUUUCUGUGUAAGAAUGCAAAUGUAUUCUAAUACAUGUUUGUUUCCAAUGGGGAUUGAAACAUCAUAGAGGAAGCCUCCCCAACCCCAUCUGCUGUAGCUGAAGAAAGGCAUGUUGUGGAGUGAGUUGGGUUUCAUCAUUUCUAUAAGAAUGGUAAGAUGAGGCAUUUGGCUGUGGGUCCAUCUGCUGAUGAAACAUUCGAAUUUUUUCCACUUU